GCGCAGUGCUCACAGAGCAGGCAGCGUUCGCACCGUCACAUUGUCCCGCUCCGUGUAUCGACUGAUUCCAGCAUCCGAUUUCCUUUACGGAUAAGUUCAAUGAACCUGCAGUCAUCGUCGGCCUUCCGCUCGGAGCACAGCUUCAAAAAGACCUCAUCCUCCUCAUCCUCCAACAUGCAGCCCCGGGAGCCAUUCAUGGACAAGACUUUGGGCAUCUUCACGGAGGAUUUCGGCAAGUUCAGGAGACCCCUCGAACCCCUGGGCUUCACAGCUGGGUCUGCACAGAAUGUGAAGACCUUGGGAAACACUUACCAGUUUGAGGUAGAUGUCAGAGAUUUCUCUCCAGAAGACAUAAUUGUCACUACAUCCAACAACCAGAUCGAGGUGCAUGCUGAGAAAUUGGCCGCAGAUGGGACAAUCAUGAACACCUUCACCCACAAAUGUCAGCUGCCUGAGGACGUGGACCCCACCACCGUCACCUCCGCCCUGGGGGAGAAUGGGAUGUUGACUGUCAAGGCCGAGAGAAGCCCCAGCAAGCACACGGACCACCAGACGUUCCGGACUGAAAUAAAAAUAUAGAGACAUGUGAAGAGGAGGGGGAGCCUGGCACACUUCUCAUCGCUGGGUCAGACCACACCCCUCAAUUAGUCUCCGCCCCCUGGCUUAGAGGGAUUAUCCAGGUUUUUAAAACUGAUGGCCUAUCUUUGGGCUGCAGCUUGGAGAGUCAAACCUCCAAUGAUCUUAUAUUGAUGGCCUAUCCUAAAAAUAAAAUAAAACAUGGACAACCCCUUUAACCAGGGCACCACUGGUGGCGACACACAGCUAGGUGGCGGUAGAGAGUCUGUAGAGGGCACUGAGCAUCCACUUCUGCUGUGGACAUUCCAGAGGAAAUCGUAGAUUUGUAGGUUCAUCCAAUGUGGACACAGACACAUAAUAGAGCGCACGGGGCUGUCUUUGAGUGGAAAUGGUGGGGUACAGGUGAGGGGUUCCCCAAUAAUCAGCUGGUCAUGGGGGUCACACUGCUGACCAUGAUUAUUAUAUGGCGUUCAUGGAAAUAAACCGUCAUGUAUUGCUUUAGGACUAUAAAGGAGAACCCCCUCCAUAACAGGCAUAGGGAUAGUGGACAGCACCUUUAAUACUGGCUCCAUUGUCUUUGUUGCCCAUAGCAACCAAUCACAGCUCAGCUUUUUAUCUUGUAUUCCACUCUUAAAAAUGAAAGCUGUGCUGUGAUUGGUUGCUGAAGGCAACCAAGAUAGUCUCUUAAAGUUACCCUCACAAUGUCACCAGGACAUUAAAGGACUUUUGUAAGUGAAUGGGUUGAUCGGACAGACACAUAUAGAUAAAGUAUGAGUGGGGGAUUUAUCAAAACUGGCCCAUAGCAACCAAUAAGAUUUCAGCUUUCAUUUUUCAGAGCCUCUUUGGAAAAUGAAAGGUGGAAUCUGAUUGGUUGCUAAAUCAGUUCUCCUUUACUCCAGUUUUGAUAAAUCUGCCCCAUAGAGUAGCUGCAGGUUGUUCCACGGUGGGGCCCCUCAGCAACAAGAGACCACCAUACUAAUGCUUCAGUUGGGGGAUGGGAUCAGUUUUACACAUGAGAGUUAGGGGUUGUGCCUGGUAAGUUACAAUAGGUCGUUAGGAUGUUGGGGUCCCUGUCAGGAUCCCCGUCUAUUAGCCAGAGCAGAAGUGUCAAACAUGUGAGGAACAUGAACAACGAGGAAUAAUAAAAUGGGGGUCUCAUGCACACAACGGAUACCGGCAAAAUACGGAUACCGGCCUUGUGCAAUCCGCACUGUCCGUGGGCCCAAUUCUAGUCUGUCUAUUCUUGUCUGCAAAAUGGACAGAAAUAGGACAUGUUCUAUAUUUUGCAGAGCAGCAGCAUGGAUGCAGGGACCACAUGGAUGACGUGCUGUCCGUAUUUUUUUGAAGCCCCAAAAAUAGGCCCACAUCCGAAUCGCAAAAAAAGUGCAUCAGAUACGGUCGUGUGCAUGAGACCUUUCUCAGGAGGACCAGCAGUGUGAACCAGGUUACCCCUAUAUAUAUACUCAUAUACAGUAUUUACCAUCAUGGCGACUGCGUGAUGACGCCCGCGCCUCCUUCUCGCCUGUUCCCGCACUCUCUUGUAUAUAGAUUGUAUUUGUUGUUGUUACAUUUUAAAUACUUUGUAUCACUGA
Molecule: messenger RNA, 2168 nt
Organism: Bufo gargarizans (Asiatic toad)
Lineage: Eukaryota; Metazoa; Chordata; Amphibia; Anura; Bufonidae
Gene: HSPB7
Product: heat shock protein family B (small) member 7
Exons: 3
Coding region: 100-579 (159 amino acids)
Biological process (GO): heart development
Cellular component (GO): nucleus; cytoplasm
Source: RefSeq, a predicted model, not a curated record